AUGGAGGGAGUUAUAGAAAAUGUGAACGGAAUGGUUCAAAAUAUCAGAAGACGUCAGAUGAGUAUAACCGAAAGAACCGAGGAAUCAGUGAGACUUGGUGUCCAACAAAUGGAUAAUGGUGUUAAGAAGCUCAAAGAAAUUUCCAUAAUGGUUUUGGAGACGGGUCUUCGUCUUCCCGGACUUUUAUUCAUUGAAUUGCUCUGGAGAUAUCAAGGAGUUUCAUUUGAAGAUAUCCAGGAUGGAGUCAUCAAACAAAUGCCAUUGUCCUACUUUGAUAUUCCCACUAUGUUGGAUUUUGUACACCGGAGAAAUUUCGACCAUCAUGCAGCCAUCAUUUUGAGCUAUUUUGUAAUCUUCAUAAGUCUGAUGUUUUUGACACUGCCACUAAGCCGUCUGAUCCGAAUGUAUUCGCACUUUUUGUCGAUUUUCCUCUUCGGCGUAGCUUAUAAACUAUCCGCGAUUUAUGUGGAUUUGGAGUUGAAGAGCAAUGAGGAAGAGCUGAAAUUGGAUGGAUUGAUCAAGUUGGAGAGGCAUGGAUUUCAUUUUUUGGCGCAGAUGCUUCUUGUUGUCCUUCAAUCGAUGCUUCUAGAAAUUGACGGUGAGCCAUGGAAGUUUGCCUUACCUGUGUUCGCCCUACCAAUUGUCGCAAGAAUGGGAGGAUGUCCAAAAGACAAACUGAAGAAUGCUCACAACUACGCUUGCACCGGAACCAUGGUCUUCAUCGCCACUUAUAUUCUCUACCGAGGACCAUCUCUUAUAAAAUCGGCCAAAACUGCAUUAAGACAGAUUAAGGCAGUUUUUAUGGUUCAUGGGCUGGCGGAUGGUGUUUCAGUUUUAUGGAGAAGACUGAGAAUCCUAGAAUUGCUCACUUUUACGUGGAUCACAAUGUUCCUGAUGGUUCUUUAUGUUGAGCUGAUUGAUAAGGGUCGCACCUGGUCGGAAGUCGGUCGAAUCUUGUUAACCGGAGUUGCUGAAACGACAAACACACCAAUCACCCUAGCCGCUUUAGCUGUAUCAGUCUCUUAUGUCUGUAAAUGGAUUGCGGAUCUUACGAAAUUGGUAACCGGAGGAGCUAGAAGUCAUGGACACGUUCUUGCGCAUUCUGGAUACACUGAAGCUGUCUCCGUUGUUAUUUUGUGUAUCCAAACGGGAUUUCUUGGCAUGCAAGUGGAACAAAAAACCAUUCUACUAGCUCUAGUUCUCUAUAUUGUGAUCUCUGCACUUCUUCAGUCUCUCUUUGAAAUUAUUGAAUUGGUCCUUCUGAAUCUCCCCUCUUCUCCACAAGCCACAAAAUCCAGACAUGCUAGAUGUAUUGCAAUUGCAUUGCUCCUAGUGGUUCUUCCUUUCUUCACUACUAGAACCAUGCUGGCAUUCCUCCCAAUCGAUAUUUAUACAGCUAUCAUUAUAGCUAACAGCGCUACAGUAGCCGCAAGAGCUAUCGGAGUGGUUCUGAAAUAUAUUGUGCUUAUUGUGGAGACAAAAUCCGAAGAGCCGUGGGAAGGAAUCGAUGAUAUGAUCUACUACAUCGAUUGCUCCAAUAAAGGAAUCGAAUUGAUCGCAGCCAACGUAGUCUUAGGCUUCGGAUGCUAUCAGCUGGUUGCAGUUGGAUUCAGUCUUGCCACAUUUGCGAUUCUCCUGUUCCACGUCAUAGUGAACAUCUACAAACGGGCGGGACAGACAUUCCAGUACAUCAAGAGUCGAAAUGCGGCAGUCAAGAAUAUCAAUAGACUGUCGAAAGCAAAUGCAGUACAAUUGAAAGAAAGAGAAGACGUUUGCGCGAUUUGCUUUAUCGAAAUGAAAGAGGAAGCGAGAAUAACCCCAUGCAAACACUAUUUCCACGGACCAUGUCUCCGAAAAUGGCUAGCUGUGAAAAUGGUGUGCCCGUUGUGCUAUACGUACAUGAAAGAAGAAGACUUUGGUGGAAAAGGAACUGCCAAUCAAGCACCAGUUGAAGAGGAAGAAGACGAUGCAGCUGGCGGCGCGAUCGUUUUCGAUUGGGACGAAUUUUUCUUUAUCAGAGGAGAUUAUUCUAUGGUGAAUCCGGCUGAUCCGGUUCGAAUCGCGGCGAGGGACAUGUGGCCACUGGCACCAGAACCACCACAAUUCGAAAGAGCAAUGAUGGCUGCGAUCGAGCGAGAGGAGAGAGCCGGCGAGGAGGAUGAGCUCAUUCUUGCGGAAGAUGACUAA
Messenger RNA from Caenorhabditis briggsae, 2187 nucleotides. The transcript is spliced from 10 exons. Lineage: Eukaryota; Metazoa; Nematoda; Chromadorea; Rhabditida; Rhabditidae. Gene Ontology annotation, molecular function: zinc ion binding; ubiquitin protein ligase activity. Gene Ontology annotation, cellular component: endoplasmic reticulum; endomembrane system. The record is from RefSeq and is a predicted model, not a curated record. Bases 1 to 2187 code for a protein of 728 amino acids.